GGUUACCGGAAGUACCAUCGUGUCAUCAGGUAGACGUCGUGUGCAUUUCGUUUGGAAUGAAUGUUGAAUUUCAGUGAUUUCCUGACAUUUUCUCCGAAAAUAGUUUUAGCCAAUUGUACUGUUUUGUAGGAGAUGUCUUCAUGAUUCAGAAAGAUUUCACUUGAGUAGAAUGAAUGGCAUUUUAACCACCAGGACGGUGGCGAUAUUAUGACCAGCACCGCAGCCGGUUCGGGCGUCAAGGCAGCAGUACGGGACAAGCAUGAAACCACGUUGUACACUGCGGGAACAGUGGCCGUCAAGGGCGCUAACGACCAGCUGCGCUCCGCGCUACUCCCCGCCAAAGGCCAAGUACAGAACGUGCCCAACUCCCGUGUCUAUGUCUUCGGCAAUGCCGAUGUCGCCGAAGACGAACUCAAUGCAGACUCACAGAACUCUAUCGAGAUGUUGGAGCUCCGUCCAAGAUCGGGGAAAGUUAAGAAGAAAAGAAAAAAUGUUGAGCCAGUUAUUAUCGAGAGGGACAUCGAAAGUGGAGACACUCUUCAGAUUUUUUCCUUACAGUUUGGAUGUCCAGUUGCUGAGUUGAAGCGAUGCAACAAUCUCAUCAAUGACCAGGACUUUUUUGCUCUAAGGAAGAUUAAGAUCCCAAUCAAACAGCAUGGUCUUCUGACAGAGGAACAAGAGGAAAGGAGGCGACGCCCAAACGCAGCCUCCAAGAUGGAACCUCCCGAUGAGAGCCACCUCGUUAAUGGGGGCUUCAUCAGUGAGGAGGACGAGAGUGACUACGGGGAGGAGGACAAUCUCCUAGUACGGCAGAUCAGUAUCCGGGAUUGCAUGCGGGACAAGACAACAGCCAGAGACUUCCUGAAAAAGAUGGACCAAGACCUGGAGAAGAUCUGCCAAGCCACGCAGACGCAGAAGAAGUCCCUGGAGGAGGUCACUUCAACUCUGACCGAGCCCCGCAUCCACCCACUCCUGCUGCCGUACUUCGAGAAGCAAAGAAAAAGGACUCAUUGGGAAGAGACAUGUGGACUAACCUGGAAAUCAGCAUGUCUAAUAUUUGUCCUGAUAGCUGUUGCUGUACCUACUUUAGUAGGCAUUUAUUUUUAUUUUUUUCCCCAUUCUAGCAAACAGCCAUGACAGCUGCUUGCUUGAAUGAAAAAAUAGUUACUGUUAGAAUUCUAAAUACAUGUUCAUCUUAACUAAAUCUUGGAGAAAAACAAUUAUAAGAACUAAGCUAAUUGUACAAUGUAAUGUUAAACCUUUGACUAUGAUUCAGGAUUGAAUCUUGAAUGAAUGCAGCCUUGUUGUGUACACAUGUUCAGUAUCUGGUCCUGCUUUGUGGUGCUCUGAUGUAUAGACAGUGGGAGUUGUUGGGAAAUUUGGGGGGUUUUACAUUGUCAUGUGUCGUUUUCUUCAAAUGUAACUUUUUAUCAAUUGUAAAACAAGCUUGGUCAUUUUCAGACCUUUUGUAUUUCGCACUUCCCAUAAAUCAGCCAAACCAAAGUCUUGGAAAUCAGCAGUCAUGUUUGUUCUUUAUAAUGUGCCCAAGAAUGUGUCUGCUAAUAUUGCAGUGAAAUCAAGCCACCAGAAAGUGUUCAUGUUCAUGCAGUUUGCAAUUCACCUGUGCCUUAUUUUCAUUGUACACUUGUUAGGCCAUUUAAGUUUCAUAUCUGGUUCCCUUUGCAUUUCACACUAGCACAGAUGUUCUGCUAAAUAAUGAAGGUUCUUGUCCGGGGGGAGGGGGGUUAACAUUGUACCAUCUCAAGACGAUUGCUUUGGGUGGUUUUGGUUUUGUUUUGUGUUUGUUCGUGUUGGUUUGAAGUGUUUCUGAAUUCAACAUGUCUAAUGAAGGAAACACAUCUAAGCAAAAUCAGUGCAUAAAAAUUUGGCCCACCAUAGUUUUGAUUUAAAUUCAGGGUUUUUCGUAAGUGGUUCCAUUUUAUUGCAAAUGUAGGGUUGGUCAGUGGCUAAUGAUUGAAAAGAAGCUGAAUAAAAAAUGAACUGGGGAUAUUUUAACCAAGUGUAAAUAAGCAAGUUGUAUACAUACAUGCAAAUGUUUUAAAAUGUUGACAAUUUUGUCAGACCAAAAUUACCUGUCAGUUUACAUCAGAACACAACUUGAGAGGAAAACAAGGUCAUUUAGUGGGGAUGUACAUGUAUAGUGUUUAUAGUAGACAAAUUGAUAAUUUAUAUAUUUUACCAAAUUAAAUGUGUAGAAAAGAAAGGGGUCAUUUUGGUGUACAUGCCUGAAUGUGGCCACACGGACAUUGGUCAAGAGGACGUGUAUGUGCUUUUUUCUGCAUCCGAAAGCACAUGAUUCUUAACAGUUUGUUGUCCAGCAUUCAGGAAUUAGUUUUCUAGUGAUAGCCUGCACAACUUCAGAGGAAUGACAUGGUCCUUUUAGAUGAAAAAAUCUGUCUUAAAAUAAACUGUUUAUCCAUCAGUGAAUAAAAAUGAAGAACAGAUAUGAAAAGUACCUCCUCUCCCCCCCAAAAAAAGAAAUACUUCCACGAUGUCAUUGUAGUGUUCUGUAUGAAAUCAAAAUGUCGAGAUAAGGAACCAACAGAAUUUUUUUAUUAGAGAACUUUACUCUUGGUAUUCCUCUACAGUACGCAUGAAGGACAAUAUCUCAUGUUUUGGGUCAUCCGUUUCAUGCCAUUUUACACACGGACAAACUAAUUACUCUCUUGUGCAGGCUCAUGUCGACUGUGGUGCAUUACAAUCCUGACGUUUCAGGCUGCAUGUAACCUGCUUGGCUGUGGCUUACUGUAAUGCAUUGACCAAUGGAGACAGCCACAUCCACUUCUCAUAGAUGUGUGUGGCCAUUGGAUGUGUUCGGAUAUUUUUAAUGAGGCCUAAUUAUUCCUGUGACCGUAUGUUUGCAUUGUUACUGUCAUUGUUAUUUUUCAAAACUUGAUCCUUCACUAACAUCCCGCCUUGGCCUUCAGUAGCCAGUUAGGCAGAGUUUUUCCAUAUGGCUCCAUGCACUAUAUGUGUUGUGUAUAAAUGAAUCAUGCAUAGUUUCCAUUUGAAAUGCCAGUACAAUGUACGCACAAUUCUGGGAGUAAGGUUGUGGACCGCUGCCGUUGAUGAGAGUUUGGAAGGGGAAUUAAUUGAUGUUCAUGGGGCCUGAGAGGAAAGGGAAUUUUAAAUAGGAGAAAUGGAACCUUUAUAUCGUUUAAGGUCUGUGGAAUUUCUUGGUUUAGAGGUUGUUUUGCUGGUGUCAGAUGCUGUUCUCUGUUAUUUUAAUAUCGUUACAAUGAAUGCACAGAAAGCUGACUCAAGCGUAUCCCACUCCCAGAAGCAAAAAAAUACCUUUUACUGUGACAUCAUACGCGUAAGGUCUAUACUGGUUAAGUGUUAGCUCCCAACAUAAAGCAAUAUUCUCUAUUGACACUCCAUCUCCGCGAUCUGUUCAUUUACAUGGGGAGGUUUUUCUGCUUUGUCAUGACCGUUGGAGAAUUGUUUAAAAUGAGGAAACUUCCAGUUAUUUAGUUCUUUACAAAUCAGCUCUGAAACAAGUUCUUUAGUUUGAAACUAAGUGUUUUUAAUUGCAGACCUGCCUUUUGGUAUAUAUUUUGUGAUUGUGUAAGGCGUUGGCUGUUGAGUGUUGUUUCCUACGUAUCAGUUCAGAAGUACGGAUUAUAAAUGUAUGUGGUCAGAAAGAAUGUAAACACAAGGGUUUGAGUAAAUAGAAAAACUGCCUGACCUCUUAGAUUAAAGACAAAAAUAGAAACAGACUCCAAUAGAAGCCAUCAUUGGUUGAUGUGGGGAGAAAAACUGUUUCUUAAAAAAAAAGAAAGCUUUUGAAUGACAUGGUUAUGAUGACAGGGUACGCAAUACAAGUAUAGCAAGCACCAAUCAGUUCCACAGGCAAGAACCUUAGUCACCUGUGGGAGAUUAAAUUUGUCUCAGUGAUCUA
This is a messenger RNA of Acanthaster planci (crown-of-thorns starfish), 3922 nucleotides long. RefSeq names its product lysM and putative peptidoglycan-binding domain-containing protein 3-like. The record is from RefSeq and is a predicted model, not a curated record. NCBI's taxonomy places the organism in Eukaryota, Metazoa, Echinodermata, Asteroidea, Valvatida, Acanthasteridae.